AUGUUCUUCUAUGGUUGCAUGAUGAACCAGGUGCUCACAACCUGCUGGAUAUUCCUCCUGCUCUCCGCCUUCCUGUGCGAGCCUGCACUGUGCAAAGGAGGCCGCGGGGGGUCCCGUGGCUCAUCCAGAGGAUCCGCACGUAGCUCCACGGCGGGCUCGUAUCGCGGUGCGGGCGGCUAUGGGGGCCCGCGCUCUCGCUUCAGAGCGGCGGGCCGGACGUCCCCGGUACGGGUGGCCGCCGCUGCGGCCGCAGGGGCUGCGGUGGCCUUGACGGCAGAUAAAUGGUACGCAUCCGCUUACCGCCGCAGCAACGCUGACUCCAACGAGGAGCUGGAUUAUUACAACAGGACUGGUUACUUUGAUGCUCAAAUGUCUGGCUCCAACGCGGGAGCAUCCUUCUGCCAAAUGUUUUCCGUCACCAUGGCAACGCUGUCCUCCAAAUAUAUACUGUUGUGGGACUCCAUGUGGUAAUGAGCUUUUAAGGAGAAAUGUGCUGGACCUGACUAAUGCAGGACAGGCUGGAAGCAACAGGAAAACUGGUGGGAAGACAUAGUCAUGACCACAAAGCAAACACUGCACUGUUCACUUCAACUUAAAAUGUAAAAACUUAUGUGCACCAGCUUGACUGUUGUGGACCAAAUGAGCCACGUGAGAUCAAGAAUGAAGACUACACAAAGCCAAAAUGCUAUUAAAAUAUGCACUACCUUAGGCUAAUAGCAUAAUUUCAUUUAUGAACACUUUUAGAAAACAUUCUUAUUGACAUGGUGACACUAAAAUUAAAAAUUUCAAUUACGGGAUGUGGGAGAGGCGUCCAAGAUCUUUUAUUAUGAAGCCCAGGGAAAUCAUUUAUUUCCAUCACUCGCAAAGACUCCACACUUGAAAUCAUCUAAGCGACUGUUUACGUGACUCGGCAGGUGCUGCUGUUAUCAAUUGAGUUCAAAUUUCAGUCUUUGAGCUGAGAUCAUGACAAUUACGACCCAUUUUCCUGAUAGAAGACGAGAGGCUUUGCGUUUUGUGAACCAUCACUUGUGGGACAGCUACUAUUUGAGGAAAUCCAGUAUAUUUGUGAGUCGUGUGUAACGAUAUGGUGCUGCUUAAACAGGUUGUGAUAUAUCCCCAAUGCUUCUUGUUUACCUUAUAGCACUUGUGCAAUGUACAGAAUACCUUUCUUAUCCGUCUCAAUGCAAAUAAACACAAGUGUAAACCAA
Molecule: messenger RNA, 1208 nt
Organism: Syngnathus typhle (broad-nosed pipefish)
Lineage: Eukaryota; Metazoa; Chordata; Actinopteri; Syngnathiformes; Syngnathidae
Gene: sprn
Product: shadow of prion protein
Cellular component (GO): membrane
Source: RefSeq, a predicted model, not a curated record